This is a messenger RNA of Bipolaris maydis ATCC 48331, 198 nucleotides long. The record is from RefSeq and is a predicted model, not a curated record. NCBI's taxonomy places the organism in Eukaryota, Fungi, Ascomycota, Dothideomycetes, Pleosporales, Pleosporaceae.
CCUGUCGCCUCUGCCAUCCCAACUUGCGGUGUUCCGUGCAUCCAAUCCGCCGCGUCCGCCGUUGGUUGUGGCGGAGUUGAUUAUGCGUGCCGAUGCACUAACUCUGCUGCGAUUCAAAGCGAUGCCCUUGGAUGUGUAGUAGGCAACUGUGGAAUUGCCACGGCGUUGCAGGUGCAAGCUAGCGCAAGUGCGGUUUGU